AUGGCCCUUCUGCUUCGGGCCGCGACCCAGCGGCUGUGUCUCUGGAGGGGCUACUGCACCAGGGGGACGCAGAGUGCGCUCAGUGAGGACUUUGUGGCGGCCCUGAAGGCAGUGGUGGGUCCGCCCUACGUGUCCACAGCCGCGGCGGUGCGAGAACAGCAUGGGCAGGACGAAUCCGUACACAGGUGUCAGCCCCCGGACGCCGUGGUCUGGCCCCAGAACGUGGACCAGGUCAGCCGGCUGACUGUCCUGUGCUACAGCCAAGGAGUGCCCAUCAUCCCCUUCGGCACCGGGUCGGGCCUUGAGGGCGGGGUCUGCGCUGUGCAGGGCGGCGUCUGCAUUAACCUGACCCACAUGGACCGCAUCGUGGAGCUGAAUCCCGAAGACUUCUCGGUGGUGGUGGAGCCAGGUGUCACCCGCAAAGCUCUCAACACCUACCUGCGGGACAGUGGCCUCUGGUUUCCUGUGGACCCAGGCGCAGAUGCCUCUCUCUGUGGCAUGGCGGCCACUGCGGCCUCGGGGACCAACGCCGUGCGCUAUGGCACCAUGCGGGACAACGUCCUGAACCUGCAGGUGGUGCUGCCUAAUGGGCAGCUGCUGCACACUGCAGGACCCGGCCGACACUUCCGGAAGAGUGCCGCCGGCUACAACCUCACGGGACUCUUUGUGGGCUCCGAGGGGACAUUAGGCCUCAUCACAGCCGCCACCCUGCGCCUGCACCCUGUCCCUGAGGUCACUGUGGCCGCCACCUGUACGUUCCCCAGCAUCCAGGCUGCGGUGGACAGCACCGUGCACAUCCUUCAGGCUGCAGUGCCUGUGGCCCGCAUCGAGUUCCUGGAUGACGUCAUGAUGGACGCCUGCAACAGGUACAGCAAGCUCAGCUGCUCCGUGGCGCCCACACUCUUCCUGGAGUUCCACGGCUCCGAGCAGACCGUGGCCGAGCAGCUGCAGCGGGCAGAGGAGAUCACCCAGCAGAAUGGGGGCGCCCACUUCUCCUGGGCCAAGGAGGCAGAGGAUCGCAGCCGGCUCUGGACGGCUCGGCACAACGCUUGGUAUGCGGCCCUCGCUCUGCGGCCGGGUGCCAAGGGCUAUUCCACUGAUGUGUGCGUGCCGAUCUCCAGACUUCCAGAGAUCCUGGUGCAGACUAAGGAGGACCUGAAGGCCUCGGGGCUCACAGGAGCCAUUGUUGGACACGUGGGUGAUGGCAAUUUCCACUGCAUACUGCUGGUGGACCCUGAGGACCCCCAGGAACUGCACAGGGUGAAGGCGUUUGCACAAAAGUUAGGCAGGCGGGCGCUGGCCCUUCACGGGACGUGCACUGGGGAACACGGAAUUGGGAUGGGCAAGCGGCAGUUGCUGCAGGAGGAAGUGGGCACCGUGGGCGUGGAGACCAUGCGGCAGCUCAAGGCCACGCUGGACCCCCGAGGUCUCAUGAACCCAGGCAAGGUGCUUUGA
Elephantulus edwardii (Cape elephant shrew) is the source of this 1455-nucleotide messenger RNA. RefSeq names its product lactate dehydrogenase D (gene LDHD). Lineage: Eukaryota; Metazoa; Chordata; Mammalia; Macroscelidea; Macroscelididae. Gene Ontology annotation, biological process: lactate catabolic process. The coding region runs from base 1 to 1455 and encodes 484 amino acids. Gene Ontology annotation, cellular component: mitochondrion. Gene Ontology annotation, molecular function: D-lactate dehydrogenase (cytochrome) activity; FAD binding; D-lactate dehydrogenase (NAD+) activity. The transcript has 11 exons. The record is from RefSeq and is a predicted model, not a curated record.